AUGCGAGUUUACAGCGUCUUCCUCCUCGCUGCUUUCGCCUUCCUUGCCGGAAGCAGAGCUCUACCAGCAGCCGCGGUUGGUGAUGCCGCAGAGGCUUCAACCUUCACGUUUACUGAACGUCCGCACGGUCGCUCGCUUACAAGUGAGAAGAACGGCGGCGACUACAAGCGAACCCUGAGGAAGCACGAGAAGAGCACGGUGACCGAGGGAGAUGAUAACUCGGAAGAGAGGUCAAUGUGGGAUACGCUCGUGAAGAAAGCACAGUUGCAGUAUUGGUUCCAGAAGGGGAAGAAGCCGGCAUGGGUCCGCGCAAAAUUGGGAAUUCCGUCGUCAGGAGCCAAUCUGGAGAGUCACAAGUACACAAACUCCUGCAGGCCUACGCCAAGGACUACAAUGGUUACAAGCACUUCCGAUUCAUUGGCAACUAAAACCAUCACUUUGGACGCGACUAGGGCGACAGUAAAUUGCAUGAAUCGCCGGUAA
This is a messenger RNA of Phytophthora sojae, 483 nucleotides long. RefSeq lists its product as hypothetical. NCBI's taxonomy places the organism in Eukaryota, Oomycota, Peronosporomycetes, Peronosporales, Peronosporaceae. The transcript has a single exon. The coding region runs from base 1 to 483 and encodes 160 amino acids. The record is from RefSeq and is a predicted model, not a curated record.